Messenger RNA from Capsella rubella, 643 nucleotides. Its product is annotated as MICOS complex subunit Mic10. The transcript has 3 exons. Gene Ontology annotation, cellular component: mitochondrion; MICOS complex; mitochondrial inner membrane. The coding region runs from base 87 to 377 and encodes 96 amino acids. The record is from RefSeq and is a predicted model, not a curated record. NCBI's taxonomy places the organism in Eukaryota, Viridiplantae, Streptophyta, Magnoliopsida, Brassicales, Brassicaceae.
AGAUCGAAAGAAACGAAUUGUGGAAGAAGAACGAAGGAAAAUUCCGGAGAAUCAAAUCGGGAAAGUAGAAGAACCGAGUCGGAGAAAUGGAAACGAAGAGUAACAACACCGAUGUCAACGCCAAAUGGGACGCAUGUCUCGAUCUCACUGCUCGUCGCUUCGUCUACUCUUCCCUCGGCGGCGCUUUCGCCGGUCUUCUCUUCUUCAGGAGUCCGGUUACAAGGUGGGCUUCGAUUGCGUUUGGUGCCGGAAUUGGUAUUGGCUCUGCAUACACAGAUUGUUCUCGUGUUUUUGAUGCAUCGUCUUCAACAUCAGCCACUUUAUUAGCUCCCAAGACUUCUACAGAGACUCCUGUAUCUCAGGCAGCAGAAGAGUAAAGGCAAUGAAGGAAGCUUGAAGGUAAAAACCCAAACAUUGAUAGGGUUUGAUACAAGAGUUGUUACAUUACGAAAUGGUUGUUUGCAGGACAAGGCUUUUGAGAUAUAUGCCAUUGUUAAAAAGCUUUUACUUCUCAGUGAGUUUUGUACACUGAUGUUAUUGACCCACUCAUUUUCUUUCGUCUUGGAAAAAAAAAAUUAUGUUACUUCUCUAAAGAAAGAAACGCAGAGCAAUAAUAAUUCCUCCGGUUUGAUUUGUUGCCUCA